This is a messenger RNA of Glossina fuscipes, 729 nucleotides long. RefSeq names its product superoxide dismutase [Cu-Zn] (gene Sod1). Bases 103 to 564 code for a protein of 153 amino acids. The transcript is spliced from 3 exons. The record is from RefSeq and is a predicted model, not a curated record. Gene Ontology annotation, biological process: removal of superoxide radicals. Lineage: Eukaryota; Metazoa; Arthropoda; Insecta; Diptera; Glossinidae. Gene Ontology annotation, molecular function: copper ion binding; superoxide dismutase activity.
UCACAUUGAUUUUUUCACUUAACCGCAAAAAGGUCGUCGUUCAUUCCAUCUUAUAAAAUUAUUCUAAAAAAGUAAAAAUCUCUUUAAUUUUUAUCAGAAAAAAUGCCUGCUAAAGCUGUAUGUGUUAUAAACGGCGAUGCCAAGGGCACUAUAUUUUUUGAACAAAACGAUGAGUGUGCGCCGGUCAAAGUAACUGGAGAGAUAAAUGGAUUAUCUAAGGGAUUACAUGGCUUUCAUGUUCACGAAUUUGGGGACAAUACUAACGGCUGUACUUCUGCCGGUGCGCAUUUUAAUCCUUGCAAAAAAGAGCAUGGAGCACCCACUGAUGAUGAGCGCCAUAUCGGUGAUUUGGGCAAUGUUGAGUCAAAUGGUAGCGGACCUACAAAGGUUAAUAUAAGUGAUAGCCUAAUUUCAUUGUUUGGAGAAAACAGUAUUUUAGGACGCACCUUGGUUGUCCAUGCUGAUCAAGAUGAUUUGGGUAAAGGCGGACACGAGUUGAGCAAGUCAACUGGAAAUGCUGGGGCACGUAUUGGCUGCGGUGUUAUUGGCAUUGCAAAAGUUUAAUUGGAUAUAUUGCAAUCCCAUUCAAUAUCAUUUUUCUUUACGUUUCUUGUUUACGAUGGUCAUAGGGGACCUUCUUUGUGUUUAUAUUCUUCUAAAUAUAUAUAAUCAAUAAAAUAAAUACCUUUUGUGGUGUAUGGAAUAUAAAAAAAAAAAAUAAAAAUUUUG